CUUUUUGUGGUGCGUCGGGGCUCAAAGUUAAUUUCAUUAAGUCAAAGGCUUUAGCAUCCAGAUGUGUUGAUGGGAUUUGAAGGAUAGGUUUGUUGCUAUCACUAGUUUAUUGGUGACCGGGUGACAUCCAGGCAUACAUCUUGGAAAACUAAUAUGUUAAAUAAGCCGACUCGCGCUACUUUGGCUAAAUCCGUCCUAUGGGCUAUUCCGGUGUAUGUCAUGCAACUCGGUUGGCUAGCGCAAUCUUACUUAUCAAUCAUGAAUCUGGUCAAUAAUCAAAACCGGACCUUCUCUAAAUUGUUUUGUAGUAGGAAGUGUAAGGUGAAGCAGGAUGAGGCAGUGGUUUGUUGACCACCAAUAUAUGAGAAAAUCUCGUUGACUGCAAAACAAAAUUAGGUCAAACUACUAUAAACAAAAUUCUUUGUCCUAUUUACAUUUUUAGACCCACUUCAUUCUCCUCCAACUAACAAAUUCAGAAUUCUAAACUCUUCUCUCAAAUUCAGAAUCCAUCAUUCUUCCUUUCUUUCCUUUUCUGGUUUUCAAUUGAAAUUCCAAUUUCAUUGAUUGGUUACUGCAACAGCGAAUUCCCCAGUUAGGGUUUAUAUUUUGGGUUCAUCAUUGUUCUCAAUUUUUUUUUUCUCAUUUUCAUUAUUAUUGUGAUCAUUAUACGAAAUUCGAAGCCAACCCAUUUUAAUUCAUGGCGUCGAGUUUCGACCGGUGGGAGAAAGAUCCUUUUUUUAACGCUGCUGAAGAAGUUCAGGAAUCUGCAGACAGGAUGGAUUCUGCAUAUAGGACUUGGCUACAUGCAACAAAAGAUACUUCGAGUAUGUGGAACUCCGAUGAACUCCGCAGAGAUCUACAAACUACCCUUGGCACUGCUAAGUGGCAGUUAGAGGAAUUUGAACGAGCAGCGAGGUUAAAUUAUAGCCGGACCUCAGGUGAAGCAAGAACUAGGCACCAAGAUUUUAUCACUGCCAUUGAAGAUAAGAUAACAAAAGUUGAGCAUUUGUUACACGAAUCAUCCACUACGGGAAGUAAAGCGUCCAUGCCUUGGAUACAUUUGGAUGAAGGUGAACAAGAUGAGCUUGCUUCGUUUCUUUCAGGAAUGCCAGCAGCUGAAAGCAAUGAUCCAACUUGGUCUAAGAGUAGGGACGGUGAAAAUCCACAAUUAAGUGAUAAUGAUUUAGUCAUUAAUUGUUCAAAGAAUGUUCAUAUUUCGUCUGGGUUGGGUGAAGCAAAGGAGGAGACACCACGCGGGCAUCGUAGGGCAGCGAGUGCUAGUGCAGAUAUUGGUUUUUGGAAAAUUUCAGUUGCCGAUGAUGCACAGCAAUCAAGUUCCUCCAGUGGUUCUUCUGGUCCAAUGCAUAAGGUACCCAGUUUAUCAGGAUUUGUUAGUGCCAUGGAAUCCAAGAUGAAGUGGCCUAGGAAUGGUUAUAGAAAGCUGAAAGUAGUGGAUCAUCAUAAAGAAACUAAGAGUACGCUACUUCCUACAGCUGAAACAAAUAAGGGCAACAUGGCAUGCUACGGAAGAAGUAAAAGUAGCCUUAAGAGUUGCGAUGAAUGCUAUGACAAGAACCUCUAUGGAUGGUAUGGGGCUAUUCGGAGACAGCUUCAAAGAUCUCAAUACCAAAUGCAAUACAGCCAGCCUGUUCGAAUAACCGUUUCGAUUGUUGUUCUACUUUGUUUGAUCGGUAUGUCCUUGUUUUGAUUGCAUUUCGCACAAUGUAGAAGGAAGAUUUAGAUGCACGAUUCGAUAGUUUUUAGGUGGCAGCUGCACCAGGGACAGACAAGCUUUUGAAACAAAGUUCAUGCAAAUAACCCACGUGGUUCCUUUGGAAAGAAAGAUAGGUUAGGUUUUCUGGUUCCCACUUAAUGUAUUAUUAUUUAGAGUCUACCAUGGCAAUGACAUUACCUCAAUUUUCCAUUUUUUGCUAUUCAUUCUUUGCCCCCUUUUGUUCAUGAAGAGCUCUCUGUUGUACCUUAUGAAAAUGGAGAUGACGAAUGGGAUUGACCUGUUAGAUGUUGUAAUAUAUAGGAGACAUGUCUUGUUAACUAGUGUUCUUUACCCGUGCGUUGCACGGCGAUUACAUUUAUUUUAAAGAUGAAUCAGUAGAAAUAUGUUUUAACUUA
Lotus japonicus is the source of this 2130-nucleotide messenger RNA. RefSeq lists its product as uncharacterized. The transcript has 5 exons. NCBI's taxonomy places the organism in Eukaryota, Viridiplantae, Streptophyta, Magnoliopsida, Fabales, Fabaceae. Gene Ontology annotation, cellular component: membrane. The coding region runs from base 698 to 1708 and encodes 336 amino acids. The record is from RefSeq and is a predicted model, not a curated record. Gene Ontology annotation, biological process: Golgi vesicle transport.